Messenger RNA from Eriocheir sinensis (Chinese mitten crab), 2298 nucleotides. RefSeq lists its product as uncharacterized. The record is from RefSeq and is a predicted model, not a curated record. Gene Ontology annotation, molecular function: dioxygenase activity. The transcript is spliced from 3 exons. Lineage: Eukaryota; Metazoa; Arthropoda; Malacostraca; Decapoda; Varunidae. The coding region runs from base 816 to 1445 and encodes 209 amino acids.
UACCUCUAUCUAUCUAUCUAUCUUUCGCUCACCACGACUGGUGGGUAAGAAGAUCCUGCCCUCUCUACCUCUCUGUCUAUAUUUAUCAAGCUCUCUCUAUCAAUCUAUUUAUAUAUAACUCUCUAUCUACUUUUUUUAUCGAUUUCUCUAUCAGUCUAACUUUCUCUCUCGCCCCGGCAGGAGGAAGAGCAGAUCCUGCUCUCUCUACCUCUCUCUCUCAAGCUCUCUCUAUCUAUCCCUAUCUAUAUCUAUCUAACUCUUUAUCGAUCUAUCUAUCCAUCUCUCUCUCGCUCAUACAGGAGGAAGAGAAGGUCCUGCCCGUCAUCGACCUGAGCCUGGCCAAGGGUCACACGCGGGCCGGCCUGGUGAAGGAGCUGCACGAGGCGCUCACCACCGUGGGCUUCAUCUACCUCAAGAACGUGGACGGCUACGACGAGGAGGCGCUGCUGCGACACUCCAAGUGGUUCUUCAGGUGUCGAGGCGGGGGGUUGUGUCUGUGUGGGUCUCCUUCUUUUUCUUCUUCUUCUUCUUUAUCUUCCUUACGAGCAUAUUAUUUAUCCUAUUUUCUCCCCUGUACCUUAAUUCUGUUUUUUUUUUAUCUUCCUCCUUUCCACUUUUUCUCCUUUCGUUUGUCCUUUCCUUUCCUUCCCUCGCCCUUCAUCCUUUCUUUUCUUUCCCGUUCCUUUCAUCCCAGCAUCAUCAUCUUCUUCUUCCUCUUCUUCUUCUUCUUCUUCUUCUUCUCCUUCUUCUUCUUCUUCCUCUUCUUCUUCUUCGUGGUUCCCUAUCUGUCUUCGUCUUCUUUGUUGUCGUUUUUCAUGCGUGGGUCUUUUUUUGUUUUCGUCGAGCUGCUGAGCCUGAUCGCGGAAGGUUACGGAGCACCCAGCGACUUCUACGCCGACAUCUUCAGGGAUCCGCAUCUCUCCACGCUCCGGCUCAUCCGCUACCCGGCCAGACCCAACCCGACAUAUGAAGCCCGUGACGGUGACGCGGUGAUCCAGACGGCCGAACACCAGGACACCACGAAGGUCACGCUGCUGGCCACCUUUGCCGAGUACCCGGGGCUGCAGGUUCGCUGGUGGAAGGACGACUCCAUCAUCGACGUGACGCACAAACCCGGCCACCUCGUCAUGAACAUCGGCCAGCUGCUCUCCUACACCAGCGGCGGGGCUCUCAAGGCUACCAAACACCGCGUGAUCGACUGCUGUGGUGAUAGGCUGUCCGUCCCAUUCUUCCUGGAGCCACGGUUCCACGCCAACGUGAACGUGGUCCUGCCAGGGUGCGAGCAGAGGGAGAGUCAGCCCAAGUACUACGGCCACUGGCUCUUGGAGGGGAUCAGAAAGUGGGCCGAAUACAAGGAUCUCUGCAGGCGAAUCGAAACACAGACCGCGAAGACACUGUAUGAGGGAGAAGAAGAUGAGGAUGAAGUGAUGAUGUGGACGAAAUAGAUAGGAGGAAGGGGAAGAGGAGCAAGAGGAUAAGUGAUGAUGAUGCAAGGAUAGGGACGAUGCUGCAAGGAGGAAGAGGGGGAUAUUUGGUGAUGGAGAGGAUAUAAGGAAAGAGAAGAAGAUGAAGAGUAAAAAGAUAAGGUUUUAGUUCAAUGAGAGGUAAUAGCAGGGAGUAGAUUCGAGAAAGAGGAUGAGAAAUUGUGAAGAGGGAAGAGGAAGAGCAGCAAGAGGAGGAGGAGGGGAAUACUGUGUUAAUAGAGAUGAUAUGAUACAAUAAAGAGGAAUUACAUAGGUGUUGCGAGCAGAGGAGGAGGUGGAAUUAGAAGCAAUGUAAGAAGCGCAUUCGAUAAACAGGUAGAGAGCAGAGACAGGUGAAUAAAUAUGAGGAAGAAGAUAACAACAGAGAAUAUAUAAGGAGAGAGACAGCAAUGGAGGAAAAAAGAGGAAGGGAGUGUGAAGGUAGAAGUGUGAGGUGAAAUGUAAAAAAAAACCAUUACCACCACCACUAAUAAUAAUAAUAAUAAUAAUAAUAAUAAUAAUAAUAAUGAUAAUAAUAAUAAUAAGAGUGUAUUGUCAUUCUUGAGCUAGGUAUUUCCAGGUAAGCAAUCAGAUAAAUAAGAUUAAGAUAAAGAUGAUGAAAUGACAGGUAAGAAUGAUGAUGAUGAUGAUGAUGACGAAGAUGAAACAGAUGAUUUUGAUAUCGUAACAAGUGGUGAUGAUGAUGAUGAAGUUUAUGUAAUUAUUUUAACAUGUGUGGGAAGAUAAAAAAAAAUAAACUGUAUAACUUUGAAGAUAAAAUGUGGGAGAAAAGAGUUACGUUGUGAGGAAGACUCUCUCUCUCUCUCUCUCUCUC